Molecule: messenger RNA, 507 nt
Organism: Fonsecaea pedrosoi CBS 271.37
Lineage: Eukaryota; Fungi; Ascomycota; Eurotiomycetes; Chaetothyriales; Herpotrichiellaceae
Exons: 3
Coding region: 1-507 (168 amino acids)
Biological process (GO): L-methylmalonyl-CoA metabolic process
Molecular function (GO): methylmalonyl-CoA epimerase activity
Source: RefSeq, a predicted model, not a curated record
AUGUCUAAACAGUUCAACCACAGCUUCAACCAUGUGGGCGUUUCGGUACCCGAUCUCGAUGCAGCAAUCAAGUGGUACACGACAAACCUGAACUUCCGUUUACUGAAGGCCCCCCAAGAAAUCAAGGAAACCGGAAUCCCAGAGGUUGAUGAAAUAUUGUCCAAGAUUUAUGGCCACGAUCUCAAACACGUCAAAGUUGCAUGUCUGGCUACAGGGAAUGGGAUCGGCUUUGAACUCUUCGAGUUUGUUAGGCCCAAAUAUAGCGGACCAACGAGCCCGACGGAAUUUGGCCCGGACAAUUAUGCUAAAGGUGGCUGCUUCCAUAUGGGAGUGACUGACCCAGACCCGGAUGCUUUGUGCGAGCGACUGGUGCAGCAAGGAGGGAAGAAGGUCGGGGGCACCAUGAAUUUGCCAAAUGGUGAAUCAGUCUUGUACAUGCAGGACCCCUGGGGAAAUGUCCUUGAGCUGUGCAGCUGUAGUUUCGAAUCAAUGGUCUUGACCAAUUGA